Molecule: messenger RNA, 1456 nt
Organism: Sipha flava (yellow sugarcane aphid)
Lineage: Eukaryota; Metazoa; Arthropoda; Insecta; Hemiptera; Aphididae
Product: ribonuclease P protein subunit p40-like
Exons: 7
Coding region: 304-1281 (325 amino acids)
Biological process (GO): endonucleolytic cleavage in ITS1 to separate SSU-rRNA from 5.8S rRNA and LSU-rRNA from tricistronic rRNA transcript (SSU-rRNA, 5.8S rRNA, LSU-rRNA); tRNA 3'-end processing; tRNA 5'-leader removal
Cellular component (GO): multimeric ribonuclease P complex; ribonuclease MRP complex
Molecular function (GO): ribonuclease MRP activity; ribonuclease P activity
Source: RefSeq, a predicted model, not a curated record
UCUGUGACGUGAUGACAUUCCGUAUAGUGCGAAUCGACCUAAACUCACUUAGUACCUACUUGGACUUACAGCUUAAAAGAAUAUUAUUAUUUAAAAUUAGUAUUCAUAAAUCAAUUAAUAUAAAUAUUUUGAUUUAUUUUAAAUUGGGUAAUAAAGAUAUUUAAAUUAUUUUCGGCUGGUCAUAUUGUAUGCUUCUGAUAGUGCACUAUCACCUUUUCUGAUACGAAUUUGGUUGUGAUUCGUUAGACUCAUGAGCUUGAAUUUAAAUAUUGCCGGUUAAUAUUCACGAAGCUUUCAAUUAUAAUGAUCGAACCAGAACUGUUUAAUUUUAAACCAACCACAAAGAAACACAUGUAUGUAAAGAAAAGUUGGGAUAAAAUAAUAGAAAAUAUUGACGAAUAUGGACUGACUCACUCUAUGACUGUUGUUUUGCCUGACACUCUUUUCAUUCCGAACUAUGUUGAAAGUAUGUUUUCUGAAAAUGGUUAUUAUUAUUUAAUCAAAGAUGUCACUCUAUGUUCCUUAAUAGAUGAAGGAUUCAUUACAUCUUUUGUGAAAAAUGGUAAUGUUUAUGCAAUAUCUUUGGAUACUGAUCUUGAAGUCGAUGAUUGUAUUUCAAUUACAAACAAUAAUUUAUUAAGAAUGUCUUUAAUUGAAUCAUCUUACCAGAACAUAUGUUUACCAGUAAAAGAUUCAAAAAUUACAUUGGAUUUAAAAGAACUUAAAUUUAAUAGCAAAUAUUUUCAGCGUAUUAAAGAGUGUUUUCAACGGUUUCCAAUAAAAUUUGACUUGCUUAUUUGUUGGGAAUCUAAUGAUGAUAAUGUGUGUCCUUCAUCAAUAGCUUCAUACUUUAACAAAAAAGGAUUUAAAUGUCAGGAAUGUUUUCCUCGAUCAACGACAACUAGAAAAUAUAAUAUAACUAUACCUACAGGCAAGGAUACAACACUUCUUGAUACAUGGUUGUCAUACUAUUGUUUAGGUAUAAAAAUUGAUGAUGGAGAACCUUGUAUAUUACCCAACGGAAAAUUAACAAAAUCAGAUUCUCACAAUGUUGGUCAAGUUACUCAAAUUAUCUGGACUGGAUUUUUUAAUAAUGAUAAAGUAAAACUCUUAUUUGAAACGUUUAGAAACUUUAUGGAAAAAGAAGGAAAAUCAUAUUGGAUAGCAAUACAUUUGGAGCCUUUUUUAAACUCUCCUUAUCCUUGUGUUCAUCGAACAUUUUUGUUGAAUCCUGAAGAUCAAUAUUAUGUUUCUUAUUGUACGAAUAGCAAAAAAUGUUAAAUUUGAAUUUAUUAAAUAGGUAAUAGACGUCUUUAUUAGUCUGAUAUCAUUGUACAUAUUAUCAUGAAAUAAAAAUUGAUGUUUUUUGAUAGUGGUAUUUUGAUUUUUGAUAACUGUUAUCAAAUGUGUUUAAAAUAAAACGUAUGGAUUCGUGUACAAAUUUAUUGUGGUUAAA